Drosophila innubila is the source of this 816-nucleotide messenger RNA. RefSeq names its product extensin-3-like. The record is from RefSeq and is a predicted model, not a curated record. Bases 65 to 763 code for a protein of 232 amino acids. The transcript has 2 exons. NCBI's taxonomy places the organism in Eukaryota, Metazoa, Arthropoda, Insecta, Diptera, Drosophilidae.
UAAUGCCCGUUGGCUAGAAAUUAUUAUUCGAGACUUUGUCUUAUCAGCACACAGAACAGCGAAAAUGAAAUUCAUCGUCCUUGCUUUGGCUUUGGUGGGUUGUGUGGUUGCCGAAUCCGGCUACAACUAUGCCAAUCCCGGCUCUUUUGGCGCUGCCUCGGUUGCGGCUCCAGUGAGAACCUAUGUGCCACCAGCCGCUGCUGCCCCUCAGGUGCAUCAUCAUUCCGUGGCCGCCUCGGCACCAGCUCCAGUCUUCCAUGCCGCUGAAUCCGCACCUGCUCCACAGAGAACCUAUGUGCCACCCGUAGCACAUGCUCCCGCUCCCGUUCACCAUCAUGUGUCUGCUCCCGCUCCCGUUCACCAUCACGUGGCUGCUCCCGCUCCCGUUCACCAUCAUGUGUCUGCUCCCGCUCCCGUUCACCAUCAUGUGUCUGCUCCCGCUCCCGUGCAUCAUCAUGCUGCUGCCUCAGCUCCAGUGCAGUCCUUUGCCGCUGCCGAGUCUGCUCCAGCUCCAUCCAGGUCCUAUGUGCCCCCAGCUCCAGUUCACUCUGCUCCUGCUCCUCAGACCCAUUACCAUGCUGCUGCCUCUGCUCCAGUGCAAUCCUUUGCCGCUCCAGCUCCCGUUGCCGCUCCAGCUCCAAGCUUCCAGGCUGCUGAGGCCUUUGAGUCCAACUACGAGGCUGCCGCUUCCGCUCCAGUUGCCGCCAGCUCCGGCUAUCAGUACAGGAGCGUGCGUCGUCGCGUCCACAAGCACCGUGCCUAAGUUGGUAAUGCAAAUCAUUAAAAAAUCAAUGCAAUAAAGAGAUUUAAAUCCGA